Messenger RNA from Olea europaea var. sylvestris, 1102 nucleotides. Its product is annotated as F-box/LRR-repeat protein 17-like. The record is from RefSeq and is a predicted model, not a curated record. The transcript has 8 exons. Bases 141 to 749 code for a protein of 202 amino acids. Lineage: Eukaryota; Viridiplantae; Streptophyta; Magnoliopsida; Lamiales; Oleaceae.
CAUAGGUUUUUAAUUGCCCCAACUUGAAGGAGGUAUCUUUGGAUUUUUCUGGGCAAGAAAAUGAUAGCACUGAUCUAACGACUAUUGUGAAUGGUUUGGGAAUAAGCUGCCCAAAGCUACAGAACAUCCACAUUGCCUCAAUGCGGCUUUCACAUGCUGUUGUGCUUGCUCUUACUGCUUCAAAUUUGAGGGGAUUGCGAUUGCUUUCUCUUGUGCUUGGAUCUGAGAUUACUGAUGCAUCAGUUGCAGCUAUUGCUUCAAGCUACUCAAAGCUGGAAUUGCUUGAUCUGAGUGGGUCAAGUAUCAGUGGCAGUGGCCUUGGAAUGAUUUGCAAUGUCUUUCCAGAAACAUUAUCGAAACUACUUCUUGCUCUUUGCCCCAACAUUAUUUCAAGUGGCAUUCAAUUUGCUGCUGCUCAACUGCCUUGUCUGGAACUCAUGGACUGUGGAAUGACCAUAUGUGAUCCAAAUUCAGAGAUUUCUAAUGAAGAGGACAAUGAUAGUGACUUGCAGAGAACUCCCAACAGCAAGUUGCAUCUUAUAUACCAGAAGCUAAUCAUCAAACACAGCCAGUUGAAGAAGCUAAGCUUAUGGGGUUAUUCUGCCUUGGAUGCGUUAUAUUUAAAUUGCCCACAACUCAUUGAUUUGGAUCUCAACUCUUGUAAAUAUUUACAUCCAGAGAGGUUGUUACUCAAGUGCCCCAAUUUAAGAAGUGUGCAUGCAUCAGGCUGCCAAGACAUGUUGGUCUAGACCAUUCACAAGCAGGCCUGCUAUGACUUUUUGGCUGUAGAGAAUCAUUUUCCCAUCAAACGGCUACCUGAUAGAUCCAAAAGAGUCAAUGUACCAUAUUUAUUCAGCCCUCAGCCAUGUGAUGAGAAGGAACGGUCGAGGUCUAGGAAACGCCGCUGUUCUGUGAUUUCGAUAUCAUAAAUUACAUGCCUCAACAAUGUUGUUACUCCAGAAUUGGAGCAUGUACCUGUUUGUUCCAUUCCAGAGGCGUGUGUAUUGCCUUCACAGUUCAAACUUCAAAUUAUCUGUUAAUUCCUUAAUUUUGUUUCUAUCAACAAAUAAAAAACAGAUAUUACAAACAACGAAGUUUCAGA